Gastrolobium bilobum is the source of this 1714-nucleotide messenger RNA. RefSeq lists its product as uncharacterized. Gene Ontology annotation, biological process: tRNA methylation; rRNA base methylation. The record is from RefSeq and is a predicted model, not a curated record. Gene Ontology annotation, molecular function: iron-sulfur cluster binding; RNA methyltransferase activity. NCBI's taxonomy places the organism in Eukaryota, Viridiplantae, Streptophyta, Magnoliopsida, Fabales, Fabaceae. The transcript has 10 exons. The coding region runs from base 25 to 1266 and encodes 413 amino acids.
CUGAAAGUGAAGCUAAGAGCGAUAAUGCUAGCCAUUUCAAUGGCACUACUUCAGCCCCUCGCACGUGCGGUGCGCCCUCCACCUCGCACACGUGUUCGCUCUUGCACCACGGCCAUGUCCAUAGCACCAUCUUCUUCCCCUCGCAGCAACUCGCAGUCUCAGGUUCUCCUUGGCUUGUCCGAAAAGGACCUGCAACAGCUUGCCCUUGACUUGGGUCAGCAAGGCUUUAGGGGGAAGCAACUUUAUCAUCUUAUAUACAAGAGGAAGGUCAGAGAAAUUCAGGAUUUCAUUCAGUUGCCUCAAGCAUUUAGGAAUGAUCUUGAGGAAGCUGGAUGGAAGGUGGGCCGGUCUCCUAUUUUCCGCACUGUCACUGCAGCUGAUGGGACUGUUAAGUUGUUGUUAAAGUUGGAAGACAAUAGAUUGAUUGAAACUGUUGGUAUUCCAGUUGAAGAUGAAAAUGGUCCUGGUCGCCUCACGGCAUGUGUCUCAUCACAGGUUGGUUGCCCCUUGCGUUGCUCUUUCUGUGCCACUGGAAAAGGCGGUUUUUCUAGAAAUCUUCGGGGACACGAAAUUGUUGAGCAGGUUUUGGCCAUUGAGGAAGUCUUCAAGCGCAGGGUGACAAAUGUAGUGUUUAUGGGAAUGGGUGAACCAAUGUUAAACCUGAAGGCGGUACUUGAAGCACACCAUUGCUUGAAUAAGGAUGUGCAAAUUGGGCAAAGAAUGAUGACCAUCUCCACUGUAGGGGUUCCAAAUACAAUGAAGAAGCUGGCUUCUCACAAACUUCAAUCCACUUUAGCUGUGAGCCUACAUGCUCCUAAUCAGAAACUUAGAGAGACAAUAGUUCCAAGUGCAAAAUCCUACCCAUUAGAUGCACUUAUGAGUGACUGCAGGGAAUACUUCCGUGAAACAAAUAGGCGGGUUUCAAUCGAAUAUGCACUUUUAGCUGGAAUCAAUGACGCAGUAGACCACGCAAUAGAACUUGCUAAACUACUACAUCAAUGGGGCCACGGUUAUCAUGUGAACCUGAUACCUUUCAAUCCAAUCGAAGGCUCUGAGUAUCGGCGUCCUUACAGGAAAGCAGUGCAAGCAUUUGCUGAUGCAUUGGAGUCCUCCAAAAUAACAGUUAGUGUACGUCAAACCAGAGGGCUGGACGCAAAUGCAGCUUGUGGUCAGCUACGGAAUAAUUUCCAGAAAAAUCCUUUGGUAACUGAUUCUGACAAUCUGGAAUCCCAGGCUCCAAAUAUGGAUCUUGCAGUAGCCUGUUGAUUGCACUGUGUCAGUUUGUUGGCAGUUUAUGUUAUCAAAAUUCUGCAUAAAUGACAUGCAAUAACAAGGUUGCAGUAAACAGUUGGUGAGAAGUUUGAAGAACCAAAAGAUUAGGAUAAUCUUUAUUACGAAUAUGAAGUUGUUUACUGUUGCUGCAUCAGCGGUAAUGACAACUUUCUUGCCAUCUGAGCAAUGUGGAGAGAUAUCUAUUUGCAUGUUGGCAGUAUUAUUGCUGGAGCAUGCAGGUCUGUGAUAAAAGUUGUUGAAUUCUUUUGCAUCUACAUAGAGAAAUUUCAUAAGAAACAAUCUAUUGGGUUAGGCCUAUAAGAAGUUCAUGUUGUGAAUGUGGGGGAUAGAUAUUUUCCCAUGUAUCGGACCCCUUUUGCUUGAUAUAUAUUUUUAUAUAGCAACUUUUGAUUCAGUGUGUAAAAAUGGAAAUAAUUGGAUU